GCUGACAGCUGCAUUGUAAUUGCAUAAUUGCAUAUAAUAAAUAAUUUAUCAAUGUUCCAGCAUGAUGUACUACUAAGUCGUAAUUUAUUAAAUUUUAAUACAAGUGCUGUUAACAAGACAAAAAAUUUAAUAAAUAAUUAAAAAUAGUCAUGCUAAUAAUACCCCUAAUUGUAAAAACAAUUAAAUCAUUUUCUCGUCAACUUCAAACUCAGACAGGCAUAAAAAACGUUAAAGAUAAUUUAAAGUGGCAAAGAAUAAAAAAUAUGCAAGAAAAAAUGCCAAAAUCAAGAGAUAAUCCAGUGAUAACAAAAUUAAAUAGUCCAGAAUUUCGUUCAAUAUUUACUCCAGAAUUAGAAAUAUUAACAAAGUUAUUUAAAAAAAAUAAUUAUGAGUUACGUGUUGCUGGUGGUGCUGUACGUGAUAUAUUAAUGGAAAAAAUACCUCAUGAUCUUGAUUUUGCAACAAGUGCAACACCAGAUGAAAUGAAAAUAAUGUUUAAUAAUGAAGAAAUAAGAAUGUUAAAUACAAAAGGUGAAAAACAUGGUACAAUAACUGCUAGAAUAAAUGAUAAAGAAAAUUUUGAAGUAACAACAUUAAGAAUUGAUGUUGUAACUGAUGGUAGACAUGCUGAUAUUGAAUUUACAACUGAUUGGAAACUUGAUGCAAAUAGAAGAGAUUUAACAAUAAAUUCAAUGUUUUUAGAUUUUGAUGGUAAUGUUUAUGAUUAUUUUUAUGGUUUUGAUGAUUUAAAAAAUAAACGUGUUGCAUUUGUUGGUGAUGCUGCAACUCGUAUUUGUGAAGAUUAUCUAAGAAUAUUAAGAUACUUUCGGUUUUAUGGAAGAAUAUCUGAUGUUGUUGAUAAUCAUGAGGAUGAUACAAUAAAAGCUAUUAAAGAUAAUGUUAAUGGUCUUGAGCGUGUAUCUGGUGAACGUAUAUGGAGUGAAUGGAGUAAAAUACUUGAUGGUAAAUUUGGAGAUGAAUUGACAAUUAAAAUGUUGGAAUGUGGUGUUGGUAAAUACAUUGGACUACCAGAUAAUCCAAAUAUUGAAAAUUUUAAAUUACAAUGUAAUAAUGCAAAAUUAAAAGGUAUUAAAUUACAUCCAGUUACAAUGGUAUCAUCAUUACUUAAUAAUGAAGAUGAUGUAUUGCAAUUACAUAAUAGACUUCAUUGGUCAUCUUAUAAUCGUGAACUUGCAAUAUUUAUGAUUGUUCAUAGAGAACAAAAAAUAACAACUGAUCCAUUAAAACCAUAUCAGUAUAUUGUAUUAACAACUAGUGGAAAAGUACAAAAUAUACGUGAAUAUAUUGUUGAAAUAUUUAAAUACAAAGGAAUGCCAGAACUUGCUGAAGAAUUUAAAAAUUGGCAACAACCUAAAAUUCCAAUUAAUGGUAAUGAUCUUAAAACACAAUUAACACAUCCAAAAAUUAUGGGUAAAGUUAUUAGUGGAUUAAAAAAAAUAUGGAUUGAUAGUGAUUUUAAAAUGACAAAAGAUGAUUUAUUAAAACAUAUUCCUACUGUUAUUGAAAAUUUAAAAAAAAAAUGAAAUUUUAUAUAUUAUUUUUUUGUUCAAAUUGUAACGAUACAUUUGUAAUUUAAUAUAUAUUUUUUUCAUUUAUUUAA
This is a messenger RNA of Aphidius gifuensis, 1621 nucleotides long. RefSeq names its product CCA tRNA nucleotidyltransferase 1, mitochondrial. NCBI's taxonomy places the organism in Eukaryota, Metazoa, Arthropoda, Insecta, Hymenoptera, Braconidae. Gene Ontology annotation, molecular function: RNA binding; nucleotidyltransferase activity. The coding region runs from base 150 to 1544 and encodes 464 amino acids. The record is from RefSeq and is a predicted model, not a curated record. The transcript is spliced from 3 exons. Gene Ontology annotation, biological process: RNA processing.